This is a messenger RNA of Amphibalanus amphitrite, 4443 nucleotides long. RefSeq names its product transient receptor potential cation channel subfamily M member-like 2. The transcript is spliced from 22 exons. The record is from RefSeq and is a predicted model, not a curated record. Gene Ontology annotation, cellular component: membrane. NCBI's taxonomy places the organism in Eukaryota, Metazoa, Arthropoda, Thecostraca, Balanomorpha, Balanidae. Gene Ontology annotation, biological process: monoatomic cation transmembrane transport. Gene Ontology annotation, molecular function: monoatomic cation channel activity. The coding region runs from base 1 to 4029 and encodes 1342 amino acids.
AUGGGUGACCCGAGGCUGGGCCGCCGGGACAGUUUGACUUCCCGGCCGCGGUCGCAGGGUCUGCCGCCGGUCAUCAAUUCGCCCGGGGUCCGGGUCGGCGGCAGGGAGGAUGCACUCGACGAGACAUUCCACUCCUUCAACAAAAGUUUCGGCCGGAGCAGCGCGUUUCGCGGCAGUCUCCGCUCAUCUAUCCGCGCGUCUCGCUCGUCGCUCGAGGCGGGGCGGCCCGACAGCGCCCCGUUCGAGCUCGAUGACCAGACGUGGGCGCUCAAACGCAAAAAGAUCGGCCUCUCGCGCCGCACGGACCGCACGCUGGUCAAACUCACCGAGGAGGAGCAGCUACGGCAGAUUCGGCUCAGCUUCAUCGGUAACAACUUCCACCGAAAGGAGUGUGUGCUGUACCAGCCGCGGGCGGAUAACAGCGGUAGGUGCCAGUGCGGCGCGGCGCCUGCGGAGCACAAGAAUGGCGCACAGGCUUCGAUUGCCGAGGAGGAGUGGUCGGCAACGAACGCCAUCCAGGAGUUCAAGACGAAUGCCUUUGGGCAGGUCGAGUUUGUCAACGAGGACACGGGCUCGAGCAAGCCGAGCAAGUACCUUCGACUGUCGGACACGACGCCGAUCUCUCAGGUGCUGACGCUUCUGGUGGACCACUGGCAGCUCUGCCACCCCCACCGGCCCAGCCUGGUUAUAUCGAUACUCGGCGGCGCGAAAAACUUCCGGCUGGACGGGCGGAAGAAGCAGAUCUUCAACGAGGGCCUCCUGAAGGCCGCCAGAUCGACCCACGCCUGGCUGAUAACUGGAGGCUUCAACAUGGGCUACAUGAAGGUUAUUGGUGACACCAUCAACCAGGGACAAUAUCUCAUCACGGGCGAAGGCGGUAAAAUGACGCGAGGUAUUCGCUGUUUGGCCAUCUGCUCCUGGGGCUACAUUCGCAACAAAGAGCUGCUGAUCAACAAGGACUCCAAGGGGUUUAACCACGCCUCAUACAAGACAUCCACGAUAGUUCGCCCGCACGAGCCGGUGUCCCUGAACGGUGACCACACGCACUUUCUGUUGGUGGACAACGGGAUGCGGGGAACCCCCACUGGGGCGGCCGAACUCAGGGCCAAGCUGGAGGAGCGGAUUGCCGACCCGGGUGUGGGCGGCCUGGGCAUCCCCGUGAUCCUGCUGAUCCUGGAGGGCGGCCUGGGCGUGAUCGUGGACGUGCUACACUCUCUGCGCCGCGGCAUCCCCGUGGUGGUCAUCCGAGGCACCGGCCGGGCGGCUGACAUCAUCGCCUUCGCACAGUGCGAGGUCGCCAAACGCAGCCGUCAGCAGCCACAGUUCCGCUCAGCCACAAGAAAGCGGCUCAAGCAAAUGCUUGAAGAGGCCUACAAUAAAAGUCACCGGGGAACUCAGGAGGAGCUGCACUCGUACGUCGAUAAGCUAGAAGAAUGCAUGGAGUUCGUGGAUCUUAUCAACGUCUUUGAUCUCAACAGCGAACAGGAACUUGACGCAGUCAUUCUCAACGCUCUCAUGAAAGAGUCUGGCAUCACUGAGGACAGCCUGCUGCCGAUGGAGCCGCUCCAGCUGGCGCUGAUGUGGGACCGGCUGGACAUGGCCGAGAAAAUAUUCAGCGGUCGCCACGACUGGCCUCCCGGCUGUCUCGAUGACAUGCUGACAGAGACUCUGCUCAGCAACAAAGUGGACUUUUUCAAUCUGCUCGUGCUCAACGUUGUCUUCCUGAAGGACUACCUGAACGUCCGGCGUCUGCGGCUGCUUUACAACCUAGCGAGCUCGGCUCGUUCCUCUCUGCGCCGUGCCAUGGAGCGUCUGGGUAUGGCCACCGAUUCGACCACCAUCCACCUGCGUCACGUGGACCGUCUGCUGACACACAUCCUGCGCCGUCACGAAAUGGAGCUGUACGACCGGGAUGAUCCGCGGCCCACGCACCGCGACCCCAAGCUGGACGAAAUGCAGUUCCAGGAGCCGUGGGACGAGCUGUUCCUGUGGGCGGUGCUCAACUGUCGCCAGCUGCUCGCGCGACACGUCUGGACCCGUACCUCGUCGCCAGUGACGUUUGCCGUCAUCGCCACUGCCAUCUACCGGCACUACUACGACUCCACCAGCAGCGACAACAACCACAUGAGGGACAUGUUCGAGGCCCACUUCGUCGAGUUCAAGAAACUCUCAGUCGAGCUGAUCCACGUGUGCUACGAGCGGAACAGUCUGCAGGCGGUCUCUCUGGCCGAGCGGCGUCAGGAGAGGCUGGGCGACAUGAGCGUGACGCUCCUGGCCAUGUUCGCCGACAACCGCGCCUUCCUGGCCACCCCCUGCUCGUACGAGUCCAUCACCCAGACCUGGAUGGGUGCCAUCCGAAAGGCGUCCUCGUCGGUCAUCUGCCUGGCUAUCUUCUGUCCGCUGCUGGUGUGGACGCGAGCGGUGCGCUUCCUGCCCCUGGGAGACAGCGGUGGCGAGCUGGGACCGUUCCAGAAGCUCCUGGCCUUCUACAAGGCGCCGUUCACCAAGCUGAUCGGAAAUGCGAUCAGCUACGCGGCGUUCUUGGUGCUCUACACCUACAUGAUCCUGUUCGACUUUCGGUUCGAGAUGCAGCUCACGGAGAAGAUAGUCAUCUUCUGGAUUUUCACCAUGUGCCUCGAUGUUCUCAGACAGAUUACAACCUACCCGUCCGAGACGCUGCAGGGCAAGCUGGCGGACUGGAUCGCCUCCAUCUGGAACAAGUUCGACUUCCUGACCUUACUGCUGGCGCUGCUGGCCUUCUGUCUGCGCAUGUUCACCAUCACCUUCCCCUACGGCAGGAUCGCAUACAGCCUCAACACGUGCAUCCUCUACAUCCGCGCAUUCCGCUUCUACCACAUCGUGUUCAAGCUGGGACCCAAGCUCGUCAUUCUCUACAGAAUGAUCGACGAGGUGUUCAACUUUAUGCUGCUGCUGGUGGUGUUUAUCCUGGGCUACGGCGUGGCGGCGCAGGCUCUGCUGUACCCGGUGCGGCCGUUCUACCUGUACGUCUUCAAGGACAUCUUCAUGGUGCCCUACUGGCAGAUGUACGGAGAGCUACAGCUGGAGACCACGGAGGCGCCCGAGUCGGAGGUGUGCUACGACUCGUCGAACUCCGGUCAGAUCUGCGAGGACAUUACCCACUACGCCCAGGUGGUGCCGCCCAUGUUGGCCAUCUUCCUGCUCAUCGGCAACGUGAUGCUGCUCAACCUGCUCAUCGCCGUCUUCACUAACGUGUUUGAGAAGGUUCGCGAGAACAGCACCGAGAUCUGGAAGUACGAGAUGUUCCGACUGGUGAAGGAGUACGAGGAGAAGCCCGGCCUGGCGCCGCCGCUCAUCAUCCUCGAGCUCAUCUGGGUGGCCGCCAAAAAGACCUGGAAAGUCUGCUGCCGACGGAGAAAGGAAAACCUUAAGCUGUACCUGCAACGUCACCUGGCCAACCUGGCUGUGUUCGAGCGGGAGUGCAUGGCGUAUUUCCUACAACGGGAGAAGGAAGCCAGGUCGAACCAGACGGACGAAAAGCUCGCGAGAAUUGAGGAACGACUGGCCGCCAUGGCUAUGCAGGGCGAAAAUGAUCUUGAACGCGUGGAGGACAUACUCAUGGCAGUGGAAAGAAGCCACGGAGGGAACCGGCCCCACAGUCGAGUCACUCUGGCGGUGCCCUCCGACUCCGACUCCGACUCCGAGUCGCUCCAGGCCACGACGAGGGGCGGGGCAGUGCCAUCCCUCCGUCUGCCGUCUGCGCAUGCGCGAAUCGGUCACCUUGAGCGGCGACUGGCGAAUCUGACUGAUGAGUUCAGUAGUCAGAGAGUGGACACGGAGCGACUGCUACAGCGGGUGCUGGAGCGGCUGCCGCCCCCGGCCACCGCACAGGGGCUCAACGGAGCCCCAGCCGCAGCACAGCAGGGGCUCAACGGAGCCCCAGCCGCCGCGCAGCACGGUUCUAACGGGUUCGCAGUAGGCCUCGCGACGCCAGACCGCUCCCGAAGCAGAGCGUUUAGUAGGGAGAAUGGCGGUGAGGAAAACGGGUAGAGGAUCGGAGCGGAGAGAGAAGUGGAGCGGAGAGAGGAGUUGUGUGGUAGCCUGGUGUGCCUGCCUGUCAAGUUAGGAGUGCUGACCGAACUACAUAUGUUAGUGCAUUUGUACCGGUGAUAUUUGGUGAUAAGUGUUAUGCUGUUGACUGUCACUGUGCGAUGCCAGCGACGUUGGAAGACGCAUGCAAACGGAAGUUACCUUGAAAUAGCAUUACGCUGUGUAAUGUAUGUAAGUACAUCGUGCAAUAGCUGGAUCUUGCCUUUCGGACACCCUUUUCGAUCAGUUAUAUUUUUAUACAUGUUGUUUGAGGUGAUAUUUGUAUUUAUUUAUUCGUUUACUUAUUUAUUAGUGCCCUUUUAUGUUGCGAACGAUGAGUUGAAUCAGAAAUACACAUAUUCAGUUCAGUCCAAA